Molecule: messenger RNA, 3412 nt
Organism: Brachypodium distachyon (stiff brome)
Lineage: Eukaryota; Viridiplantae; Streptophyta; Magnoliopsida; Poales; Poaceae
Product: ubiquitin carboxyl-terminal hydrolase 9
Exons: 13
Coding region: 190-2985 (931 amino acids)
Biological process (GO): protein deubiquitination
Molecular function (GO): cysteine-type deubiquitinase activity
Source: RefSeq, a predicted model, not a curated record
CAGCCCGUAAUUUCAAUUUCACUUUUUUCCCCUUGCGUCCUCUCGUUUCGUUCCCCCUCCGCUUCGCGUUCUACAUUCCGUCCAAAUAAAAAGCUCGAGCUACCAAACCCUAGGUAGGGCUCGGUUUUCAUCCGAUUCGACUCGAUCUCGGUUGGGCGGCGGAUUGAAUCGGAGGUGGGCGGAGGAGGGAUGACGAUACCGAGCGCCGAGGGGUUUCUCCCGGCGGCGAGCUGCCUGCCGUGCACGGCGGAGGAGGAGCGGGCGGCGGUCGACUCCCUCACGCGGCAGGCCGAGGCGAAUGUCAAGACCGGCGAUCUCCGCUACCUCGUCUCUCAGAGCUGGUGGAACAACUGGCAAUCUUAUGUGGGCUUACCCCGUCACGGGGAUAAUGACACUGACAUGCCAUCACAACCCACCAAUAGACCUGGAGAGAUUGAUAACUCAAAGCUUGUUUUGGAGGAGACCAUCAGUGGUAGUGAAGAGCCAGAGCUCCAAAGAACCUUGAGAGAAGGAGAGGACUACGCUUUGGUGCCCGAAGAAGUUUGGAGGAAACUAUAUGGCUGGUAUAAAGGUGGACCAGUAAUUUCUAGGAAAGUGAUUUGUGAGGACCCAAAUUCCAAGAGAUACAUAGUGGAUGUCUAUCCCCUCCGUUUGAAACUAAUCGAUGAAAGAGACAGCUCUGAGCGGAUUAUCCAAAUAAGUAGGAAGGCCAAAGUUCAUGAGCUUUACCAAUUGGUGUGUUCACUUAUUUCUGUAGAGCAGUCUAAGCUCCAUAUCUGGGAUCAUUUCCAAAAGAUGAAGGUAAAAAAAUUGACCAAUUUCAAUGAGACACUGGAGGAAGCUCAACUUAUGAUGGAUCAAGAGAUUCUGUUGGAGAUAAGUGCAGAUGAUACCUGGAGUUCUGAUCUUAGUACGAGAUCCUUCAACAAUGAAUUAGCAAUAGUUCCACUUGAACCCUCCACGUCAUCAUUUUCUAUUGCUGGAGGCCCUACCUUCUCAAAUGGUUAUUCAUCUGGAAUUGGUUCCAGUUUUUCACAAGAUAAUAGCUUUAAUCCUUUACAAAGGGAUGCAGAAGAUGGGUAUAGUAGUUUCAGCAAUGGAGUAAAAGACGACAUGCAUGGAUUGAGUGGGUUGCAUAAUCUUGGUAAUACAUGCUUCAUGAAUAGUGCCAUACAGGCCUUGGUCCAUACACCUCCACUAGUACAGUAUUUUUUGAAGGACUAUAGUCAGGAGAUAAACACGGAAAAUCCACUCGGGCUUCAGGGUGAACUCGCGGUAGCAUUUGGAGACCUACUGCAAAAACUUUGGUCAGCUGGUCGAACUUCUGUUCCUCCCCGUGCAUUCAAGUCAAAACUUUCUCGAUUUGCUCCUCAGUUUAGUGGUUAUAAUCAGCAUGAUUCUCAGGAGUUACUUGCAUUUUUGUUGGAUGGUCUGCAUGAAGAUCUUAACCGUGUGAAGAAGAAACCAUAUAUUGAAGCUAAGGAUGCGGAUGGUCGUCCCGAAGAAGAAUUUGCUGAAGAAUGCUGGAAUAACCAUAAAGCUCGAAAUGACUCCAUAAUAGUAGAUAAGUUCCAGGGACAAUACAAGUCCACCUUAGUCUGUCCAGAAUGUAACAAAAUCUCUGUCACCUUUGAUCCAUUCAUGUAUCUGUCAUUGCCAUUGCCCUCAACAGUUACUCGAAUGAUGACUGUCACUGUAUUUAGUGGUACCGGGGAUUCACUUCCCAUGCCUUACACUGUUACGGUACAAAAAAAUGGAGUUUGCAGAGAUCUUUGUAAAGCCCUGAGUGAUGCAUGCUGCUUAAAAGAUUCUGAGACAUUGUUACUUGCAGAGGUGUAUGAUAAUCGGAUGUACCGUUAUUUCAGUCCGUUGGAGCAACUUCAAAUUAUAAAAGAUAAUGAUAAGCUUGUUGCCUAUAAACUUCCGGUUGGCCAUGAAAAACUUUUGAGGGUUGAGAUCCUGCAUAGGAAGGUGGACAGAUUUACUCCAGAGCUCCAGUUCAAUAUCACUCGAAAGCUCAUUGGAAGCCCUCUUGUAACUUGUAUUCCAAAUCACUCUACAAGCAAAGCUGAUAUUUAUGCCGCUGUGACUGCUGUGCUGGCUCCAUUUGUACGAGCAAAAGUGCAUACUCCAGAUGAGUCUGCUGUUAAGUUAAAUGGCAAUGGGCCAAGUCUGGAUGGUAUUGUACUAACGGAUAACAGCGCCUGCUCUGAGAAGGGUCUUUCUACUUCGAAUCUGGAUGAAGAGACGGCUGAUGCUGAGCUUUCACCCUCCUGGCUCUCCUUGAGUGAUGAAAAAGGUCAUGUGAGAAAUCCUAUACAAGAAGAUUCUAAUCAUGUUGUUGGCUUACCCAUGAGGUUAUCGAUGGACUGGUCUGAUAGAGAACAUGAAAUUUACAACCUUAAAUACAUGGAUGAUCUUCCUGAUGUUUUCAAGACUGGUUUCAUGUCCAAGAAAACCCGGCAAGAAGCAGUCAACUUAUUUUCAUGCUUGGAUGCUUUUCUGAAGGACGAACCUCUGGGCCCUGAUGACAUGUGGUACUGUCCUAGCUGCAAAGAGCACAGACAAGCCCGGAAGAAACUUGACUUGUGGAGGUUGCCUGAGAUAUUGGUGGUCCACUUAAAAAGGUUCUCAUACAGCCGUUAUAUGAAAAAUAAGCUUGAUACCUAUGUGACCUUUCCAAUCCAUGAUCUUGAUAUGAGCAAGUAUGCGAAGCACACAUCAGGCCCCCCUAUUUAUGAACUCUAUGCAGUGAUAAACCAUUACGGUGGUUUGGGAGGUGGGCACUAUUCUGCCUAUGCGAAGUUAGUAGAAGAAGAGAGCUGGUAUCAUUUUGAUGAUAGUCACGUCUCCUCUAUUAAUGAAGAGGAAACAAGGACAUCUGCAGCUUAUCUACUCUUCUAUCGACGUAUUGAUGGCAACGCCUGUGCAAUGUCUGAAGAUGUUCCAGUUGACACUGAUAUGGUUGAUUCAGCAGAAACAUAGGUUCAAUUUCAGACAUCAGUAUGGAUGUGAUUUUUGUGGCACACAUGGUGCCCCGCAGGUUGUUUUGGAACGUGAUUUUUCUGGUUUUAGGGCACUAUUGGUGUACGGUAGGUCCAUCGAGCCAGUGAGAUUUUGGGAUGCAGUGCAGAUUUGACAUCUAAAUCUAAGUUAGCAUGGACGUGAAUCGUUGAUACGUUGCAGUCCAUAUAUGUUCCUUUAGAAGAUCUCGACAGGCCAACUCAGAUGUGGUUAAAAGAAUGUCUGAUGUGAGGAUUUUUUUUUUCCGCUGAUAUGGGCAGGCGGGUGCUAUCAUUACUGGCGUCCAUUGUGGUGAACUGGUACUGUAACCAACGGAAUCGAAAGUAGAGAUGGUGCAUGUUUGCCUUUCCUGUGUUCCCACGCGAUUGUUAUUCUUACACCACGAAAA